Messenger RNA from Phymastichus coffea, 1557 nucleotides. Its product is annotated as forkhead box protein B2-like. The coding region runs from base 310 to 1428 and encodes 372 amino acids. Gene Ontology annotation, molecular function: DNA-binding transcription factor activity, RNA polymerase II-specific; RNA polymerase II cis-regulatory region sequence-specific DNA binding. Gene Ontology annotation, biological process: regulation of transcription by RNA polymerase II; cell differentiation; anatomical structure morphogenesis. The record is from RefSeq and is a predicted model, not a curated record. Lineage: Eukaryota; Metazoa; Arthropoda; Insecta; Hymenoptera; Eulophidae. The transcript has 2 exons.
GCGCGCACGCUCCGCCGUCCCGUGCACCGAGGCUCCAGUGCGCGCAGCCCCGCAUCCAGUCGCCCGCGAGACGCGAGAAUGAGGCCCGCCGGCGCAGCCUGCCGGACGAGGCAGUGCGGCGCCGAGGCCGAGCUGUAAGUGGUGCCGAGCGACGGACACUGCGCGGGCCGCCGAGAGAGCGUUGCAGUGCGAGGCAUGAGGCGCGCCGACGGGCGCGGGCCGAGUCGGCGCCCGACGGCAGGCCGGGCCGAGCAGCGCGCAGCGGCACCGGCGGCCUAGAGCAGGCGAGAGCCCGCCGCCGCGGAUGCGAUGCCGCGGCCGUCGCGCGACACCUAUGGCGACCAGAAGCCCCCCUACUCGUACAUCUCGCUCACGGCGAUGGCCAUCUGGUCGUCGAAGGACAAGAUGCUGCCCCUAGCCGAGAUCUACAAGUUCAUCGCCGACAGGUUCCCCUACUACAGGAAGGACACGCGCCGCUGGCAGAACUCGCUGCGGCACAACCUUUCCUUCAACGACUGCUUCAUCAAGGUACCUCGAGGGCCGCACCGCCCCGGCAAGGGCGCCUACUGGGCGCUGCACCCGGCCGCGCUGUCCAUGUUCGAGAACGGCAGCCUGCUGCGCCGGCGCAAGCGCUUCAAGCUGCACAAGCCCGACAAGGACCUGCUCAAGACGGAGCUGCAGGCGCUGGCCUCGGCGAUGCCGCCGCCGCGCCCGGACCUCGGCCCCGGCCCCGGCCCGGGACCCGGGCCGGGGCCCGGCCUCGGCGCCGCGCCGCCGGGCCUCGAGGCCCACCUGGCGCCCGCGCCCGCCGGCGGCGGCCUCAGCCCCGGCAACCUGGCGCGCCUGCGCGAGGACCUGCUGCGCUGGGAGAUGCAGGAGCGCCGCAUGGCGCUGGCCUCGGCGGCGGCGCAGCAGGGCUUCGUCGAGCAGCCGCCGGCGCCGGCGCCGCCGCCGCCGGGGCCGGGCGGCUUCUACGCGGCGCGCCCGGCCGACGGCCCGGAGCCGCCGCAGGCCGGCGCGCCCUUCGAGGCCCUGCAGGCCUCCUACGGGGCCUUCUCCUCCUUCGCCGCGGCCUACCUGUACCCCGGCCCCGCGCAGGAGCUGCACUACUACGCGCUGGCCGCGGCGGCGGCCUCCUGCCCGGGCCCCGCGGCGGCGCGCGGCGCCGAAGAGGAGGCGGGCCGCUUCGCGGCCGCGGGCCCGCCGGCGCUCACGGGCCUGGCCGGCGCGGCGGUCGGCGCCGGCAAGCGCGCCAAGAAGCCCUUCACCAUCGAGAACAUCAUCGCGCCGGACGAGCAGCCACAGGCGCCGCAGGACAAGCGGCCGCCGCAGCUGUCGGUGCCGCGGCCCGUGUACGCGCAGGCGGCCUUCCCGCUGCCGUCGGGCGCGCUCGAGCGCCAGCGGCCCGGCUACCCGCAGGCCACCUAGCUCUGCAGCGGCGCCGACCGACUCGUCCAACUAUUUGUAAAUGUAGAGAGCGACCGGACAGCGAUAUAAAUUAUUGUACAUAUUUGACUUCUAGAUCGUAUAAAAAGCCGAAAAUAAAUGACGAUGAUA